Pseudophryne corroboree (corroboree frog) is the source of this 7710-nucleotide messenger RNA. RefSeq names its product cullin 5 (gene CUL5). Gene Ontology annotation, molecular function: protein-macromolecule adaptor activity; ubiquitin protein ligase binding. Lineage: Eukaryota; Metazoa; Chordata; Amphibia; Anura; Myobatrachidae. The transcript is spliced from 19 exons. Gene Ontology annotation, cellular component: SCF ubiquitin ligase complex; Cul5-RING ubiquitin ligase complex. The record is from RefSeq and is a predicted model, not a curated record. The coding region runs from base 97 to 2439 and encodes 780 amino acids. Gene Ontology annotation, biological process: protein ubiquitination; SCF-dependent proteasomal ubiquitin-dependent protein catabolic process.
GCCCGGCUGCGCCUCGGUCAUGUGACCCGACAUGCGCCGGCAGCAGCUGCAGCUGCAGAUCUCGCGGGAUCCGGCGGGAGGACAAGUUGAGGGAACAUGGCGACGUCUCAUCUCUUAAAGAAUAAAGGUUCCCUUCAGUUUGAAGACAAAUGGGAUUUCAUGAGACCGAUAGUUCUGAAACUUUUACGCCAGGAGUCCGUCACAAAGCAGCAGUGGUUCGAUCUGUUCUCGGACGUACACGCAGUUUGCCUAUGGGAUGACAAGGGUCCAGCAAAAAUCCAUCAGGCUCUAAAAGAGGACAUUCUAGAUUUUAUCAAGCAAGCCCAAGCUAGAGUUUUGAGUCAUCAGGAUGACACUGCUUUGCUUAAAGCUUAUAUCGCAGAAUGGCGCAAGUUCUUCACCCAGUGCGACAUCCUACCCAAACCCUUCUGUCAACUAGAAAUCACUUUAAUGGGGAAACAAGGCAGUAACAAGAAAUCAAAUGUAGAAGACAGUAUUGUCAGGAAGCUAAUGCUGGAUACUUGGAAUGAGUCUAUAUUUUCAAAUAUAAAAAAUCGACUUCAGGACAGUGCAAUGAAACUGGUCCACGCCGAGAGGUUAGGGGAAGCUUUCGACUCCCAGCUAGUAAUUGGUGUUAGAGAAUCCUACGUUAACCUUUGUUCGAAUCCCGAAGACAAACUCCAGAUCUACCGGGAUAAUUUUGAAAAAGCUUAUUUGGAUUCAACAGAGAGGUUUUACCGUACCCAAGCCCCAUCCUACCUGCAGCAAAACGGCGUACAGAAUUACAUGAAAUACGCAGAUGCUAAACUAAGGGAAGAGGAUAAGCGAGCCCAGCGGUAUUUAGAGACAAGGCGGGAGUGCAACUCUGUGCAGGCGCUGAUGGAGUGCUGCGUGAAUGCCCUUGUGACCUCCUUCAAAGAGACUAUUUUAGCUGAGUGCCAAGGAAUGAUCAAGCGCAAUGAGACGGAUAAGUUGCACUUAAUGUUUUCCCUCAUGGAUAAAGUUCCAAAUGGAAUUGAGCCAAUGUUAAAAGAUCUGGAAGAGCACAUUGUUAGCGCCGGAUUAGCUGACAUGGUGGCAGCUGCAGAAACCAUUACUACUGACUCAGAGAAGUACGUAGAGCAAUUACUGACAUUAUUUAAUAGAUUUAGCAAACUAGUCAAAGAAGCGUUUCAGGAUGAUCCACGUUUUCUUACUGCUCGGGACAAGGCAUAUAAAGCGGUUGUAAAUGAUGCUACAAUAUUUAAACUCGAGUUACCACUGAAGCAGAAAGGGGUGGGACUGAAAACACAACCGGAAUCAAAGUGCCCGGAAUUAUUAGCUAAUUACUGUGAUAUGUUGUUGAGGAAAACGCCCCUCAGUAAAAAACUGACUUCAGAAGAAAUUGAGGCAAAGCUCAAGGAAGUGCUGCUGGUGCUCAAGUAUGUACAGAACAAAGAUGUCUUCAUGCGGUACCACAAAGCUCACCUUACCAGGCGUCUCAUCCUGGACAUCUCCGCCGACAGUGAGAUUGAAGAGAACAUGGUGGAGUGGCUCAGGGAAGUGGGGAUGCCUGCGGAUUACGUGAAUAAACUGGCCCGAAUGUUCCAGGAUAUUAAAGUGUCUGAAGAUUUAAACCAGGCUUUCAAAGAAAUGCAUAAAAACAAUAGGCUUGCACUUCCAGCUGAUUCUGUGAAUAUUAAGAUUUUAAAUGCUGGUGCUUGGUCACGGAGCUCAGAAAAGGUCUUUGUGUCCCUCCCCACUGAGCUGGAAGAUCUCAUCCCUGAGGUGGAGGAGUUCUACAAGAAGAAUCACAGUGGCAGGAAACUGCAUUGGCACCAUCUGAUGUCUAACGGCAUUAUAACAUUUAAGAAUGAGGUGGGUCAGUAUGACCUGGAGGUGACCACGUUUCAGCUGGCGGUUUUGUUUGCCUGGAACCAGAGACCUAAAGAGAAAAUAAGUUUUGAAAAUCUCAAAUUAGCAACAGAGUUACCUGACGCGGAGCUGAGGAGGACCCUGUGGUCUCUAGUAGCUUUUCCAAAACUGAAACGACAAGUUUUAUCAUACGAGCCAUCAGUAAACUCCCCGAAAGACUUUACAGAGGGAACCUUGUUUUCUGUGAACCAGGAGUUCAGUUUAAUAAAAAAUGCAAAAGUCCAAAAAAGAGGAAAAAUCAAUCUGAUAGGACGUUUACAGCUGACCACCGAGAGGAUGAGGGAGGAGGAAAACGAGGGCAUCGUGCAGCUGCGGAUACUGAGGACACAGGAGGCUAUUAUCCAAAUCAUGAAGAUGAGGAAGAAAAUCACUAACGCUCAGCUCCAAACCGAACUUGUAGAAAUUUUGAAAAAUAUGUUCUUGCCGCAGAAAAAAAUGAUCAAGGAACAAAUUGAAUGGCUCAUUGAACACAAGUACAUCCGAAGAGACGAGUGCGACAUCAACACCUUCAUAUACAUGGCAUAACCUGGAGAGCCUGCCUGGGAAAGCUGGAUAACCCGAGUGCGCGAUGCAGGCCCUUUCCAAUAUUUAUGCUCAAAGCAAACUCUUGCUGGACUUUUGUGUCGCAUAAAUAUUACCUUUCCCCCUCCUGCCUUACCUUUCUGAAGGACAGAAAUAUAUUGCCAAUGUCAUUACUGCCAGCAUGACAGCAUUUUUCACAUCGUUUUACUAGCAUGCUGUUUUAAUGGAAAAAUCGUUUUGGAAGAACUCGUGAGCUUGUAGAUUUCGUUCGUUCCAACCAGAAAAUCUUAGGGUUUUUUUUUUGUUUGUGUUAAUAACAACAAGCAUUUGCCCCAGGGGAGGGUAAAUCACAAUUUUCUGCACUGAUACAUUGCUGUUACUGUUAGACUUUGUUUAUUAAAAGAAAAGAAGAAACACCAAAAAAAAAAAAAGACCCCACCUCCAAAAAUAGCACUUUCAUAUCUAAGUAUUGUGUUCAUUUAACUAAUGUUCGUUCCUGCACAACAUUUGUGAGUCUUUUAUGCAUAUCAUUAAUCUGAACAGGUUUUGUAUUAAUGAGUGGACAUGGGGACUCUUUAGCAGGGCUUUUACUGAUAAUAUAUUGAUUUUUAAAGGUGUGAUCAGUGGAUUUAAAGCAAGUAAGGGGCACAGAGCAGCGAACUCUAAAAACGAAAACCACAAAAAUGAAUCUUGACCCAUUCCAACGUGUCCUCUCCAAUACUCUCAUGCCAGGGGGUUGUGAGAGUAAUAAUAUUGGGUAAACAAAUGAUACAAGUUGAUCAAUGAACAGAUAUUCCCACACCUACAGAUAAAAUGUGCACAUAAUUUUUGUGAGGUGUAUUAAGGCAGGAUUAUUGAAAUGUAAGUAUUCGCAAAAAAAACAAAAAAAAAAAAACCAACAACUAAAUGAACAUAAUUGGGUAAGUGGCACUUUUACCUUCUUAUAGGAUUUUCUCACCUUCCUAUGUUGGAGAUUGAGAGGGCAAUUCUGGAAGCAUUGAAAACAGUGGAGAAGUGAGCCAGUGGAGGAGUUGCCCAUGGCAACCAAUCAGCAUUAAAAUAACAUUUCUGAAGCGCAUUCUAUAAAAUUAUAGGUAGCAGCUGAUUGGUCGCCAUGGGCAACUUCUCCAUUGGCUCACUUCUCCACUCUUUUCACUGCUUCAUGAAUAGACCCCUUAAUUCUACAGUGGAGACUGCCAACAAAAAAAAAUACUGUAAUGUAGAUGAUGCAUUUGUAUAUACAUAUGUCUAGAUAUGUGCCUAUGUAUCUAGUUCUAUAUUUUGUGUAUUAAUCUUUACAGAUGCUCACGCGUAUGUGUGUGUCGAUCUCCUAUAUAUAUAUAUAUAUAUAUAUAUAUAUAUAUAUAUAUAUAUAUAACAUUUUGUACAUAUGUAUAUGUGUGUGUUUGUACAUACUCAGAAAUUUCGCAAAGCCAACACAAUCAUCUUUAGGAUGUAUAUCUAAAUAAAUGAAAAUAUGUACACCUGAUAUUUUUAUAUAGUUUUAAAUUUCAUUUUCACGUAAUUAAUUCUGAAAUUUCCCAUGGUUUUUAUCCAUGCAGGUGUCUUAAAGGUCUUUCUAUCCACACAUCAGCUGCAAGAAUGUUUUAUGUUGAAUGGCAUUUUUUUCCUAAAAAAAAUUAAUAAAAUAAAAUGCGAUGAUAGGAUUGCUUCUAUGUGGAUUUGCACAACUGCAUAGUACACAGGUGGACUGUAGUACACUACAGCAUUAUACAUUAUACAAGGUUGUUUACAAACAUUGCUCAAAAUAAAACCGCAAGUCUGCUUUAAAACCAUAGUAACCAGCAAGUAAUUCUAUUAAUCUGUCUAGUGCAGGUUAGACAAUGAAGGAAGAUAUCAGUAUGUACAGGUUGUGCUACUGACUUAAGCUCUAGAGCAGUGGUUUCCAAACUUUUUUGAAUCAGGGCGCCCUAGAAUAUCAGAAUUUAUUUCACGGCACCCCUAGGACAAAAAUUUCUUAUUGAGAAAUUUAGAAAGAAAUAUUACAUUAAGUAGAUCACGUUUAUAUGUCAUCCUUAGGGUCAGUUGUGUGGUGAGGGACAAGAUUUACUUCUGUUUGACCACAUAUUUUAUGACUGGCAGCCACCAGCACUGGUUUUGCCUAUUAUAUUGACCAUGAAUAAUUUGAAUUGAUCCUGGACCACCAACCCAGGGCACACCUGCAAGUGUCCCGAGGCACCUCCGGGAGCCACGGCACACAGUUUGGGUACAUCUGCUCUAGAGCAUUGUUUGAAUAUUCUUCAGUGGUUGUUAUUAAUGCUCUCCCUCCUACUUCAACUCCACCCCCCUCACCCCCCCCCCCCCCCCCCCCCCCUCCUUAUUACUCUGAGCCAAAAAUUUUAAAAAGCAUUUACGAGGAGCAUUCAGAUAUACAUUGAGUGGCUAGUAUUGACACUGAACACCGGUACAUUCGAGAAUUAAAUGGUGUGAUAUAUUUAUUAUACCACAUAAUUCUGCAUACAAUAUACCGGUGUUUGAAUUUUACUGAAUCCAUCAGAUAAACACACAAAAAAAAGUCUGUGUAUCUUGUGCGUCCUAUUUUCCCCACUGUCUGGUGAUGCAGAGCUCCAUAGCAUCUUACAUAUCAACGAUGAUAGUUAUACGGCAAUUGUUGAUUCACAGCUACAUAAACAUAUGUUUUCGAUCGUAUUUCCAGAUUAUUAAAACAGCCAAUGAAUUAAGAUUAUUUGAAGAAACCAGACACAUUCGAAUAAGUGCAUUUGUUUAUCAUUGUAUUUAAGGGGCAAGAUUGUUCUAUAUAUGGAUGUACCACAUGUUGGUGCCUAAUCUGUCAAGCCAUAGUGUUUCACACAGUGAUGUAUAUGUGUGUACAGACUAUAUCUAAACUACACACUUUUGUAUUAGCACUGUAUCUAAUUAAAACGGCCUCUGGAAAAACAAGGUUUCUAAACACCAUUGCGUUCCCAAUAUACAGUUAAAAUGCUGGCUGCAAAAAAAAAUUGUGCUCUAGGUUAUGUUGAGUUGAAGGUAUCGGAACGAUGUGUGUAACUCAACACCGUGUAUUACUAAGGCAACCUCAUAAAUACAAGCUUUAAGAAUUGUCUUUAUACUAUAUGCACCAGACCACAUCAUCUGCGUGAUGACUGGUGUUUUAGAGUGUAUUAAUAUAAAAUAAAAUUUCAUUGAAAUUCAUUCUAUAAGAUUGUAGCUUAUGUGGCACUUUAUUUUGGUGUCUCCGGUAGAAGGCCCCUCCAUCACGCUUCUGAUUUUAAUUAUUUCUUCAACACAAUUAUGGGCUCAUACUCUCCCGUUAGAAAUUAAAUUUACUUCCAUGAAUUUCAGGGUAAAACUCACAUUGCUGAAUUAGUUUGUGGUCACGGCAAUUCAUAUUUAAUGUCUCACAUUAAUAUCAAAUUAGUUUUUUGUCACCUGUGUGAUCAGUUCCACUUUUUACAUUUCUUAUAUAAAGGUGUCAAACAAUACUACCUGUCUGUCUGAAUGUUAAUGACUAGUGAAACAUUUACAGUAUUGUACCAUUGUGUUGAGCUUCUAAAAUAAAUCAACAUGGAAUUUGGUUUUUAAUGGCAAUUUCACUGUGAAUUUCAUUAUGAAAGUUAAUUUGAUUUGCCAUACAUACAUGUUGUAUACAUUGUCAUCGCAGAAUUGUCAAAACUUAGAGGGAGAUUUAACAAAGCUUUGAGAGAAAGUACAGUACCAACCAAUCCGCGCCUGGCAUUUUUCACAGAAUUAAAAUGACAAGCGGGUUGGUACUUUAUCUCUCUCCACUUUCUCUCCAAGCUUUGCUAAUUCUCCCCCUAAAUCAUAUUGACAAUACAAUUUCAUACAGGAAAGCUGUGCAAAUCUACAAAGCAUAUGAUGAUUCUUAUUUUUACUGUGAGUUGUAUUGUGUGUUUGCUUUUGAUUUUAUUUUUUAUGAACAAGUUAUGUAGCAGUUACCAGUUACUUUGAAACAAACGUUUUGCUCAAGAAAAAGUGAUUUGCCAAAUGUAGCUCAUUUCACCUGAAUAAUGGAGAAAGUAUCGUUUUCCUUCCCGCAGAAAUGUAUCACUGCUUAAAAAAGUUACUUUUGUGAACUAUAUCGUACACUUGAAUGCCUACGUUGAGUCCUGAUAAAUUUUCUUAUUGUGGAGAUGGGAACGCCAUACCUUAUUGUAAUGACUUAGACAUUGGUAGAAGGUAGAAGAUACUAAACUGGAAUAUAUUGGUUUGUUUAAAUCAGUAUAUUUCUUUACAGGAUACCCAGUAAUAGCAUUAUCUUAGAGCCUUACGCAGUAUAUACUGUGUAACAUGCUAUCCCUUUCUUUAUAUUUUCUUUUUUUCUGUGACAUUGGGGUAAAUUUACUAAGGUGGGAGGUUUUUUUUUUAGAACUGGUGAUGUUGCUCAUGGCAACAAAGCAGAUUCUACUUAACAUUUAUCUAGCUGCUUCUAGAAGAUAGAAUCUGAUUGGUUGCUAUAGGUAACAUCACCAGUUUUGUUUUGUUUUUAAACUCCCACCUUAGUAAAUUUACCCCGUUUUGUCUAAGGAAAUAUAAUUGAUUUUGGGCGCUGGGGUGCAUUUAAUGACCAGAAAGGGAUUUUAUAAAAAUUUUACCCUGUAUGCAUUGUUUUCAAAAUUACCAGUGAAACUUUUUGAAAUAUCUGCAACUGGAAAAUGCACUGUAUAUUUUAUUUCAGUGGAUAUAUAUAUAUAUAUAUAUAUAUAUAUAUAUAUAUAUAUAUAUAUACUCCCUUGAACCCAGCUCCAGCUGAGAGUAGUUGCUCGAUUGGUCUUCCGCUAUAUUUAUUUUCAGUCUGCACAUUUUUGAAAACUUGCAAAUCAUGCAUUCAUUUUACGAAUGACAUUUCUUUAUUUUCUGGCUUCCUCUGCAAUGUUUCUCUGACAUUCUUUAUAGAAUUCAACCAUUGACUUUUUGAGGUGCAGAAUUGAUCUAUACAAACGUGAGGCAGGUUGAUCAAUUUUAUAGAAUGUUUCCGGUCGUAAAAAUUGCCUGAGAACGCUGUCUGUGAAACGGAGAGACCCGCAUUCCUGUAUGCACACUAUACGUAGAACUGGAGUGUCGGAAAAACAUUUUUAGCUUGUAAAUAUAUAUAGUACGGUAUUUACACUAUUGAAUGUGUGCCACUACAAAGUGAUGGAUAAUGCUGUGCAGCAUUGACAUUAAGCAGAUGUUUAUGGCGGUUCAGAAAUGUACUGCUUGAUAUUUGAAUUUUAUUUUUAAGUUGUAUAAUUUAUUUUGCUUCCAACUAAAAAUAAAUUGAUUUAAAGUUUA